Messenger RNA from Penicillium alfredii, 2274 nucleotides. RefSeq lists its product as uncharacterized. The record is from RefSeq and is a predicted model, not a curated record. The transcript has 3 exons. Gene Ontology annotation, molecular function: DNA binding; zinc ion binding; DNA-binding transcription factor activity, RNA polymerase II-specific. Gene Ontology annotation, biological process: DNA-templated transcription; regulation of DNA-templated transcription. The coding region runs from base 1 to 2274 and encodes 757 amino acids. NCBI's taxonomy places the organism in Eukaryota, Fungi, Ascomycota, Eurotiomycetes, Eurotiales, Aspergillaceae.
AUGUCCUCCACCUAUGAUAACCCUUCCUCGCCGCUCCCCGACGGGGUGAGCAAGCGCAAGCAGGGUUCCGCGGCCUGCGUUCAUUGUCACCGGCGCAAGGUUCGCUGUGACGCUCGAACAGUCGGAAUCCCUUGCACCAACUGUCGCACUUCUGGAAAGACCGACUGCCGCAUCCACGAAAAGAAAAAACGGCUUGCAGUGCGUUCGAUUCUCGAUCCCGUUCCGAUCCGAUCUCGGCCUCUGCCAACCUCUGAUCAUACUCCCAACCCUCCCACGCCCGCAGGCACGGCGCUACCUCCGAGCUUUCCAACGCCGUUCCAGAACAGCCAUGCAUCAACGCCCACUGCAAAUGGCCUUCCGCAAAAUCGGUUCCUGUCUAACGCGGGGCCCGAGACAUUCCCCCGCCAAGGCCCCGACAUGUCGCAUGCCCGCGAGGCACACACGGAUAUGGAGCAGCAGCUCGUGAAAAUUAUUGAUGAAGAGGAGUCUGGUCGAAGAGAGAUUCAAAGAGGCGUGCGCGCCUUUUACGUCGGUCAUGAACUUUCCAAUAUGUCUUUCUUGAUCCGCCAACAGCGGGACCAGGACGACGAUGUGUACCAUUUCGCGAGCAAUGAAAUCCCGCGCCGGCAAAUGAAAACAGGUCAUGAUCAGCUCCUGACGGAUGCUCUCACGCUCCCAGAACCGGCCCUGGCGGACCAGCUAGUCCAAGCCUACUUCGCCUACGUCAAUACCGGCUAUCCCAUCGUAGAUGAAGACUUGUUCAUGACGCAGUAUCGGAACCGAGAUCCUGCGGAUCCCCCACCGGUUCUCCUUCUCCAAGCCAUAUUGUUGGUCGGAGCUCAUGUUUCCCGCCCGAAAGCAGAGCGUGAUGCCUUGAAGGAAAUCUUCUUUCGCCGCACCAAGUACCUGUUCGACAAUCGCAUUGAGCGAAAUCGGGAUAUUCUGGUUCAGGUAGCAUUGCUAUUGACCUGGCAUUCUGAUAGCGCUGACGACGAUGUCGCUGCGGAUGCUCACUUUUGGGUUGGUGUCGCCGCGCGGAUUGCCAUGGGGCUUGGAAUGCAUCGCGACCCCGUCUCAAGCCGCUUCGUGACCCGUGACCGACGGAUGUGGAGACGAGUCUGGUUCAUUUUAGUGCAGUUUGAUGUGCUAGUGUCGUUGUCGUAUGGCCGACCUCAGGCUAUCAACCUUGACGACUCCGAUGUGUCUCCGCUGACACCGGCGGACUUUGAAAACUGCGGACCCCGAGUGCAAACCGAGUAUGUCAUUCAUUUUACAGAACUCUGCACGAUGAUCUCAUAUGUCAUUCGUGAUCGGUUCGGGCUUCGGACCACCGAAGAACGCCGGAAAGCGGUUCUCCAUGAAGCAGAUGGCUCCCUGGCCAAUUGGUCGCUAAAGCUUCCGGACAACCUGCGUCUUCGAGCGUCAGACAUGGAUCCAUGGUCCGCUACGCUCCACUUGACCUACAACAACUUCCUCAUCUUGUUGCAUCGGCCGCAUCCAAGAGCCUCGGCGUAUUCGGACGAUUAUGGUCCCCACGACGCGGAGAUUUGUAGCGCUGCUGCAGGAGUGAUCGCCUCGAUCUUCGAAGAGCUCCGACUGAAUGAUCGUCUGAAGUUCCUCUGGUACACGGGAGUGCACACCCUAUUUACGGCCAUGAUCCAAGUACGAGUGGAGCUGCGAUUCUCCAAUCCUGUUCUGGCGAUCAAUGCCCUGCGACGCUUCGAUUCGGCUUCUUAUUCGCUGCGCGAGCUGGCUGAAUAUUGGGUUCAUGCAGGGACGAUCCUGCGGCUCUUUGAGGACUCCAAGCGACUGCAAGAAGACCUCCGCAUGGCGACCAGCGAACGGCCCAAGCCUUACGGUGGUCAGCCUUCCGGCAAAAUACCCGUCACGUCUCCAGACGCCAUGCAGACUGCCCCCACACCUCAACCACUAUCCUUUGGGGUGCCCACUCCUGAAUCCACUCCGAUGCAGCAGACCACUCUAUCGCCACAGCCCAACACACAGUUCGACAACUGGAUCACCGCCCCUCUCCGACUCAAUGUCGGCCCCUUGGAGCGAAACGACCCUUAUUCGAGCAGCAUGCAGGUGGACCAAAUGGAGCCAGCGCGCGACCAACUAGAUUGGCGGCAACUCUUUUCAUUCACAGAUUCAGAUCUGCCUGUGCCCAUGGGUGUCGAGGGUCUUCCAGAGCUAGAGGACGAGUGGCGACAGAUCUACUGGCAGGAUCUGCCCAUGUCAGAUCUCAUUCCGGACGGGGGCUGGAUCCACGGCUAA